This is a messenger RNA of Trichoderma asperellum CBS 433.97, 1392 nucleotides long. RefSeq lists its product as uncharacterized. Gene Ontology annotation, molecular function: iron ion binding; oxidoreductase activity, acting on paired donors, with incorporation or reduction of molecular oxygen; monooxygenase activity. Lineage: Eukaryota; Fungi; Ascomycota; Sordariomycetes; Hypocreales; Hypocreaceae. The record is from RefSeq and is a predicted model, not a curated record.
AUGAUCCAAGAGGCAUAUGAAAAAGCCGACGGAAAUCCAUUUUGGAUUGAAGCUCCCGAGAAUCGGUACCUCGUAGUCUCGUCAUGGGAUCAUAUCAAGGAGAUUGACGCCGCCUCAGAGGAUGUGCUCUCUCUCCAGGCCGCCGCCAAAGAGAUCUUACAGCCGCGGUAUACGAUGCAAAACUUCAAUUGGUUUGAUAGGAAAGGGGCGGAUGGCAUGCCACUUGUCAGAACACUAAGAACUCUUCUCACGAACCACCUCCCCGAUAUCUUGCCAGAUCUCCGCCGGUCUAUGUCUGUUCUACUUGAUCGCGCGCAAAGUCCACAACCGGUUGUUAACGGAUCUUACAUUUCACCGGUAUUUCCAAUAAUAAUUGAAGCAAUAUCUCUGACGAAUGCAGCCGCUUUCUUCGGAAGCGAGCUUAGCCACGAUAAAAAAUUUAUGGCGGGAGCGAUCGGUUUCAUCGAACAAACUCUUUUAGCUGCAGAAGCCAUACGCGUGCUUCCCAAAGCCAUCGCACCCUUUAUUGGUGGUAUGAUAGCAAGGAACCUUGGCUCGGGUAAGACCAUAUACGAUGCAUUGAUCCCUAUUGCCGAGGAACGACUGGAGGAAAGAGCGCGAAAGAAACUCGGACACGUCGUUCCUGAACACCAUGACUGCAUACAAUGGGUCAUGGAAUGCUCGCCGCGGUCAAAGCCAUGGUCUGCGGAGAGGAUAGUCCAUGAGCUUAUGGCCCUUUGGUUCGGCUCAGUGCAUAUAACGUCAACGACCGCUUGCUUUGCUCUUCAUCACCUCUGCCUUCACCCAGAGUACAUUGAACCUUUGAGGGACGAAAUUGAAAGUACUGGUUGGGCCCAAUUCGAACAAUCGGGAGGUAAGACCUUCCCACUGCUUGACAGCUUCAUGAAAGAAUCGGCCCGGAUCAAUCCUGUAGAGUCAGUGAGCUCUCGUCGCAUGGCUCUGAAACCUUUUGAGCUGUCCGACGGCUCCAGAGUCGAGGCAGGUGAAUGGAUCUGCACUGCUGCUCGAGGUAUGAUGUUGGACGCGCGUUAUUACACCGCUCCACAAGAGUUUCAAGGUUUUCGAUUCGUUGAUCCUAGCGUCCUUGAGAAAAAGUUUCCUUCUCAUCCAGGUGUUGUAGCUUCACAGCUGCAAGGGACGCCAUCCAACUUCACAGACAUUGGUGACUGGCAACUAUGGGGCACAGGGCGUUCUGCAUGCCCUGGCCGAUUCUAUGCGACUGCAGUCAUGAAAACACUCCUUGCAUUGUUUAUUACCAAGUAUGAUAUGCAGCUUGAAGAGAAGGCCGCUACCCGAUACUUUGCCUGGCGCACUUUCAUAUACCCGUAUGCAAGUACCAAAAUGAUUCUCCGUCCUCGUGCUGCUCUAUAA